AUGUUGCACAACGCCUACCACUUCACAUCCCACACUCACUAGAAAAUUAGCAAGCAUAAAAUUAUGAAUCAAAACACUAUUUCCCCAUCCACAUAUGAUAGGAAAACUAUUGAAAAAAAUAAAAGAAAUCAAAUGAAAGCUCUCUACUUCAAACUCUGCUCUCUCCUUCCUCAAUCUUCAAAGGAAAUGGGUAGCAUGUCUGAUCAAUUAGGAGAAGCAGCAAUGUACAUAAAGGAGCUGCUAGAGAGGUUGGAGGUGCUGAAGCAGAAGAGAAAUUUUUUGAAGGUGCAUAAUUCUGUUGGCUCCAAUUUUAGUUUUAGGAGUGAAUCCAAUGCGUCGUCACUCGAAGUUCAUGCCAACGGCUCGACUCUCGAUGUCGUUUUGGUGACCGGAGUCGAACACCGAUGUAUGUUCAAGGAAAUUAUUAGGAUUCUAACCGAGGAAGGUGCAGAUGUUGCUAACGCGGCUCUCUCUGUUCUUGAUGGGACCGUAUUUCACAAUGUGUAUUCUGAGAUUGGAGGGAGUGGAUUGGAAAUUGGAGGUGCAAGAAUUUUUGAGAGGCUGAAGAAGUUUAUCGCUGCUGAAAAUUAAUCAAGAUUUCUGGGUGACUGCAACUGAUUAAUAAUAAAUUUUCGCACAUAAAUUUCCAUCUCUAAUUAAAUUUGUUGGAGAUGGAAAUUGAUGCAAGUGAUCAGAAUCAGUCAAUCGAUUGUGUAAUUUCAAGAAAGUGAUUUGUGAUGUUGAGGUCGUUUUUACAGACAAUGACAGUAGCAACGACAAUAAAUGUGCUUGCCACUGCAUGAGAUGUGAUAAUUAUGUUCAAAAUUAAAUAAAGAUUAGAAUAAAUGAUGAUGUUGUAUCGUUAUUUAA
Messenger RNA from Salvia splendens (bonfire salvia), 870 nucleotides. Its product is annotated as transcription factor bHLH162. The record is from RefSeq and is a predicted model, not a curated record. Gene Ontology annotation, molecular function: DNA-binding transcription factor activity, RNA polymerase II-specific; RNA polymerase II transcription regulatory region sequence-specific DNA binding; protein dimerization activity. NCBI's taxonomy places the organism in Eukaryota, Viridiplantae, Streptophyta, Magnoliopsida, Lamiales, Lamiaceae. Gene Ontology annotation, cellular component: RNA polymerase II transcription regulator complex. The transcript is spliced from 3 exons. Bases 64 to 591 code for a protein of 175 amino acids. Gene Ontology annotation, biological process: regulation of transcription by RNA polymerase II.